Molecule: messenger RNA, 1478 nt
Organism: Xiphias gladius (swordfish)
Lineage: Eukaryota; Metazoa; Chordata; Actinopteri; Istiophoriformes; Xiphiidae
Gene: atp23
Product: ATP23 metallopeptidase and ATP synthase assembly factor homolog
Exons: 6
Coding region: 273-974 (233 amino acids)
Biological process (GO): mitochondrial proton-transporting ATP synthase complex assembly; mitochondrial protein processing
Cellular component (GO): extrinsic component of mitochondrial inner membrane
Molecular function (GO): metalloendopeptidase activity
Source: RefSeq, a predicted model, not a curated record
CACGUUCUGAAUAGACGAUCUAUACCGUAUAUUAGUCUUUAACUAAACUUAAUUGUAAACAGAUAAGAUUUUAUUACUUUUUAAUAUUUCAUUAAAAUAAUGCAUUUCUUGAGUUUUAUAUUUAUUUAUGAUUUAUUUUAUGUAUUUAUUACCUUUGACGUAUAGCUACCACGUGAUCUGCAAAACAAUUAUGACCUCUCUUGCGAGCUAGUGGUAGCUAACCAGUGGGAAUUAAUGCUAACAUUUCUAAAUUGUGCGCAACAUUUCUCACAAUGGACCAGACUAAGCAAGAGGGGGAAUAUGGAUACGACUUAUUCCCGGAGAGGAACAUGGGGAAGUACAAGAAGGGAUCCAUCGCGGAGAGCCUGUUCACUUUCAACCACAAGUGUCAGGUCAUGUUACAGUUCGCAAUGGAAACUAGUCCUUAUGCCAAACUCCUUCUCAGUGCCAUGAAAAGUUCAGGAUGCAAAGUAUUUAAAGAGCGACAUUUCUCCUGUGAAGAUUGUGACGGGACCGUCAGCGGUGGCUUCGAUGCAGCUUCUUCUCAAAUUGUUUUGUGUCAGAACAACAUCCACCAGCAGUCCCAUAUGAAUCGAGUGGUCACACACGAGCUCAUCCACGCCUUUGAUCACUGCCGGGCCCAUGUGGACUGGUUCAACAACUUCAGGCAUCUAGCUUGUUCUGAGAUUCGGGCCGCUAACCUCAGUGGAGAUUGCUCCUUUAGCAACGAAAUUUCUAGAUUUAACUUCGGCUUGAAGCAGCAUCAUCAGGAAUGUGUCAGAGGCCGUGCCCUCCGCUCCAUCCUGGCUGUGAGGAAAAUUAACCGAGAGGAGGCAGAGAAAAUAGUUGACGAGGUCUUCGGUGCGUGUUUCAACGACCAUGCGCCCUUUGGACGGAUCCCGCACAGCAAGAAGGAUGCCAAGUUUGCCUAUAGAGAUUAUGAGAACAGAGAUCGAUAUUUUGCAAACCUUUAGUGUCGUCACAUUCUCCUUUCACUUCCAAGGGUGCUAUGAUUGGCAGUGAUGCUGACAAGAGCUUGGUAGCGUCAGGUUCUUGGUCAGCAGAAAAGUCUCAACAGAAUGACUUUGCAAUGAAAACAAAAAUAUCCUUUCAGAAAGGAUUUUAAGGGAAUGACUCAUCCUUGGAAUAUUAAAGCAAAGGAAGGAGCUACAGUAUAUUUAAUUUUCUACCUUUUGGACACUAACUCUGUAAAAAAGGAUUGUAAGGACUGUUUUUGCUCUGCAGUGUUAGUAUUAGGAUUUUUGUAAUUUGUUUUUAGGUAAACAAGGGGUGCAUUUAAGGAAAUACAAGAUUUCCUUUUUGUCCAUCAGUGUUUGCUGUGAAAGCCCUUUGAUGACUGACUAUUGGCUCUUCAUCAUGUUGCCACAUUCACUAUUUCUUGUAAAUAGAGCUGAUUAUGCUUAAAUUAAACAAAAUCAAAUGUAUUUGAAUUAAAGUUUGAUUCCUCUGAAAAAGUA